AUGCGCUCUUCUGACUACGAGUCCGACUACUUCGAUGAUGACAAUUUCGUCGUUCCCGAUGAUGGUGACGAUGUUACGGAGUCCCGUCCAGCAAAAAGGCCUCGUGUACGACCCCCGACGCGCCUUGAAGACCACAAUGCCUCGUCAGACGAUUUCUCUGAUAUUGACGAAGAGACAUUCCACGAGAGCGAAUUAUCUGCAGCUCACAAUAGAGCGGACACACGAUCUAAAAAUCGAAGCUUCGUACCAAAGCGCAGCAACAUUCAAGAAAACAUUUUUGUCACUCAAUUGACACAACCCCACUCCAGCCCUGAUCGAAUACGUGGACCGAGGUGGAAAAAACCCGAGCCUCUAUCUCCUCGCCCUGACAUAAUUUCAACACCUCAGAACAGUGAGAGGCGUCGACAAUCGGAUCAAUUUUCAGAUGAUGAUUAUGACGAAUUGAGGGCUGCGUUGGCUGCUUCAUUGGAUUCGUUUGAGGUAGAGGAAGCUGCACGCAGUCCGCUGAGCAUAAAUCCUCCAACGAAGGCCAUUCCUGCAAAGCUACCGCCACCUGUUAGUACGAAUCAAGCCGUACCGCAAGAUAUGUCCUUCGAACUUGAUGAUAUCCCGGACGAUGCAUUUGACUCAUCGCCCUGCUUAUCGCCUGUUGCACGGCCUGCCCAACCAGCGUCGUUUUCCUCCAAUAUCUCCAGACAUCCUUCAUCCUUUAGGCAAACUACGCUGUACGGUAUGAUUCAAUCGAAUCCGGGUCCAUCACAGCAAGACCAGGACCCCGGCCCGCCAGAUAAAGUCGAAUCCCCAACACACCACAAAUUAAACCACGAUGCACUCAACACCUGGUGGUAUCCCACGAAUUUGGGAACCACUAGAGAUUACCAAUACAAUAUCACCCAAAAAGGUCUCUUUCAUAACUUACUGGUGGCUUUGCCUACUGGUCUAGGGAAAACGUUCAUUGCAGCGACAGUUAUGUUGAAUUGGUUUCGUUGGACGAAAGACGCUCAAAUUAUCUUUGUAGCUCCUACCAAACCAUUGGUGUCGCAACAAGUCUCAGCAUGCUUGGAUAUUGCCGGUAUCCCGCGCUCUCAAACGACCAUGCUGACUGGAGGUGCACCACCGGGCGUCCGUGCCCAAGAAUGGCAGUCAAAGCGCGUAUUCUUCAUGACACCGCAGACACUGAUCAACGAUUUAAAGACUGGCAUUGCAGACCCAAAGCGAAUCGUUCUUGUGGUUGUGGACGAAGCCCACCGUGCUACUGGAGGCUAUGCCUACGUGGAAGUGGUGAAGUUUCUGCGGCGUUUCAGCAAUAGUUUUCGGGUUCUUGCCCUGACAGCCACGCCUGGGUCAACAGUUGAAGCAGUACAAGGCGUUAUCGACGGCUUGGAGAUCUCACGGGUAGAAAUCCGGACUGAGAAUUCCCUUGACAUUCGUGACUACGUACACGCCCGCAAUAUCGAGAUUGAAACAUUCGAAUAUUCCGAAGAGAUUCAAUUAUGUUUGGAUCUCAUGUCUGCAGCUCUGCAGCCCCAAAUGGAUCAACUUCGAACACUAAAUGCUUACUGGGGAAAAGACCCUUUGAUGCUUACUGCUUUCGGAUUGACGAAAGCCAGACAGCAGUGGAUGGCCUCUGAUGCUGGCCGAAAUGCCAGUUUUGGACUGAAAGGCAUGGUGAAUGCAAUUUUCACCCUUCUUGCUAGCUUGGCCCACGGGUUGGACUUGCUGAAAUACCAUGGAAUUGUCCCAUUUUAUCGUCAUUUGUUACAUUUCAAGUCGAAUACUGAUGGCCAAAAGGGUGGCAAAUACCAAAAGCAAGUUGUGCAGAAUGAGAGCUUCAAGAAACUUGUCAACUAUGUCGAUCCCUGGUCUAAAAACCCCGAAUUCAUUGGUCACCCUAAGCUGGAGUAUUUGAAAUCUGUGAUCCUGAAUCACUUCAUGGAUGCAGGUGAAGGGAAAGAGAAUGCUGACAACACCCAGUCAGGUACGCGCGUCAUGAUAUUCGUUCACUUUCGCGACAGUGCCGAGGAGGUGGCGCGUGUUCUCAAACGAUAUGAACCCAUGAUUAGACCACAUAUCUUCGUUGGCCAAUCUAGUGCCAAAGGAUCUGAAGGGAUGUCCCAGAAGACCCAGCUUGACAUCAUUCAGAAGUUCAAGGGGGGAACAUACAACACCAUUGUGGCAACCUCUAUUGGUGAAGAAGGUCUGGAUAUUGGCGAGGUGGAUCGCAUCGUGUGCUAUGACUCUUCUGCUUCACCAAUCCGAAUGCUACAACGCAUGGGUCGAACCGGUCGCAAGCGAGCCGGAAAUAUCACAUUGCUUUUGAUGAAAGGCAAGGAAGAAGACUCCUACGUCAAGGCCAAAGACAACUAUGAGAAAAUGCAAGAAAUGAUCGCCAGCGGCACUCGGUUCAAUUUUCACGACGAUUUGUCCGCUCGUAUCCUCCCUCCUGGGAUUCGACCGUUGCCCGACAAACGAAUCAUCGAAAUUCCCCAGGAGAAUUCGCAGCAAGAAUUGCCCGAACCGAAGCGCAAAGGCCGCGCGCCCAAACGGCCACCGAAAAAGUUCCACAUGCCUGACGAUGUCGAGACUGGUUUCACGCGUGCCUCGACUUUGGGCGAAGACGGCGCACAGAAAGAGAAAUCACAGAAAGAGAAAGCUACCAAGACACCCAAUAAAAGAAAAACUGCUACGCCCAAGCGAGCUGCAAACCCUGAACCUGAACUAGCAACACCACCGACAAUGGCAGAACUGAACAAAGAGUUUCCGAACGCAAUGAGCGAAUAUGAACGAGCCAUGCAGCAACUCGGCGACAUAACAAACCCUCGCACGGGAUUUUGGCCGCGUCCCGAGAAAUCCGUGAGGAAAUCAAGCAGGCCGACGAAGAGAAUCCCUCAUAGCUCUCUGAGUCGCCGCAUUGGUAAACUUGUACGGAAUAUGGAUCGAAUCAGUCCUCGAGGCUAG
Penicillium odoratum is the source of this 2958-nucleotide messenger RNA. RefSeq names its product 3'-5' DNA helicase (gene mph1). The transcript has a single exon. Gene Ontology annotation, biological process: interstrand cross-link repair; replication fork reversal; double-strand break repair via synthesis-dependent strand annealing. The record is from RefSeq and is a predicted model, not a curated record. NCBI's taxonomy places the organism in Eukaryota, Fungi, Ascomycota, Eurotiomycetes, Eurotiales, Aspergillaceae. Bases 1 to 2958 code for a protein of 985 amino acids. Gene Ontology annotation, molecular function: four-way junction DNA binding; four-way junction helicase activity; 3'-5' DNA helicase activity.